Messenger RNA from Xenopus tropicalis (tropical clawed frog), 1877 nucleotides. RefSeq names its product beta-1,3-glucuronyltransferase 3 (gene b3gat3). The coding region runs from base 344 to 1276 and encodes 310 amino acids. Gene Ontology annotation, molecular function: galactosylgalactosylxylosylprotein 3-beta-glucuronosyltransferase activity. Gene Ontology annotation, biological process: glycosaminoglycan biosynthetic process. The record is from RefSeq and is a predicted model, not a curated record. Lineage: Eukaryota; Metazoa; Chordata; Amphibia; Anura; Pipidae. Gene Ontology annotation, cellular component: membrane; Golgi membrane. The transcript is spliced from 7 exons.
CUAGGAACUAGCUGCAACCCACGUUGGCGCCUGCAGAGCAACUGCUGAGGAGUAAGCGGCGCUAAAGGAAGUGACGUCACCUUUCGUUGCGCUGCUUCCGAGUAUUCCAGCGCAAUUGUAAGCAGGUAUUAAACGGGACAAUGAUGCAGUCAAAGCCUUCUGACACUGAAUGAAAUACAAAAGACAAAACUGCAAGCAAAUACAGUAUAUAGUGUAAUGCUUAACUACUGAAAAGUUAAAGGGCAAGUAAAGUCUCAGAGCAAGUGGCUUUUAAAGAUGUGUUACAUGGUAUAGGACUUUUUGUAACACUUUCCUGACGGGUGACUUGUGAUCCUCAUGUAUCAUGCGUCUGAGACUCCGGAAUAUUUUUCUUGUUUAUUUUGUGGUUUCCAGUGUUGGUCUCAUGUAUGCUCUUCUGCAAAUUGGGCAGCCAUGUGACUGUAAAGGCACUAAUGCCCAUGGGAGAAUUCAGCAUUCUGUUGUGAAGGGACACAGAGACCUUCCAGAAGAUGACCACCUGCCUGUCAUAUAUGUGGUGACUCCAACUUAUGCACGUCCUCACCAACGUGCAGAACUUACUCGCCUUUCUCAGACUCUGCUUUUGAUUCCUUCCCUACACUGGAUUCUAGUUGAAGACUCUGCAGAGCGGUCAAAGUCAGUGGCAGAUUUACUUGCCCAGAGUGGCUUGCACUACACUCACCUGAAUGUGCAGACACCCCCUGUAAUGAAGCUUAAGGACAGUGAUCCUAACUGGCUUAAGCCUCGAGGUGUUGAGCAGCGCAAUGAAGCUUUAAGGUGGCUUAAGCUGAACAAAUCUCCAAAGGAUUUUGGGGUUGUGUACUUUGCUGAUGAUGACAACACUUACAGCGUCCGUAUUUUUCAGGAGAUGCGUUACACACAAAAAGUCUCAGUGUGGCCUGUUGGACUAGUUGGAGGGUUGCGAUAUGAAGGCCCCCGUGUGGAGAAAGGACAUGUAAUUGGUUUUCAUACAGCUUGGAAGCCCCACAGACCAUUUCCUAUUGACAUGGCUGGAUUUGCAGUUUCUUUAUCACUGCUUUUGUCGCAUCCUGAAGCUCGAUUUGACCCCAAUGCAGAAAGAGGAUUCCUGGAAAGCAGUUUAUUGGGACAACUGGUAUCUAUCGGGGACCUGGAGCCGCGAGCGCAUAACUGCACAAAGGUCUGGGUGUGGCACACCCGCACUGAGAAACCAAAGCUCAAACAAGAAGAAAUUUUGGAGAAACAAGGGCGGGGUUCAGAUCUUAAUAUACAGGUGUGAUUUCAAUGCAGAGGUCAGACCCAAAUGAACAGGUAUGAUCUAACUGUUAAGGCCUGAUCCAUGGUUUCAGAUUUAACCUAAAUGGCAAUAUUUUGCUACAUUGAUCUCAUGCUUCUGAUACAGUGAACCCCUAAUGUACAGGUUUCUUAAUACGAUGAUGAGAAACUUUACAAGGGGUUCAUUGAUCACAUUCAUAUGUGAGAGAGAAGGCAGUAAAUAGAUUGGUGUGCCAUUUGCCUCUGCUGAGCAGUGUGCUAUCCUACAGAUGUGAAAGUUCUGAAACUGAAAAGUUCUAUAGAUGCAACUUUAUUAUAAGGGUCAAAUAUUAUUGAACAUGUGCAAUUAAAGCAAAUGCCUGAAUGAAUUGCAAAUUCUCUGGCCCUUUUUAGAGACGGGAAUGUAUAUGCAAGACGUGAAAGCAUUCUGUCAGUGGCACAGAGUGUUGUAAGCUGAUGUAAGUAGUGUAUGGGGCAUUAUCGGACCAUAAUCUGUUUGGGAAAGCAUGAGAAUAAUUCUUUGGAAUUACUGAAAUGUGACUUUUAUCUAUUUAUUACAAAGACAGACUUCGGGAAGUAUUUAAUAAAUAUUUUUAUCCCUGAAA